Messenger RNA from Saccoglossus kowalevskii, 942 nucleotides. Its product is annotated as SEC14-like protein 3. The record is from RefSeq and is a predicted model, not a curated record. Gene Ontology annotation, cellular component: cytoplasm. Lineage: Eukaryota; Metazoa; Hemichordata; Enteropneusta; Harrimaniidae.
AUGACUAUUAUUUUCUCCGAUGGCUUCGAGCACAUGGAAACCAGGGAAAAGAUGAACUUAGAUACUAUAAUAGAUGACUUCCAAGACCCAGAGGUACUUGUUAAGUAUUUUCCAGGCGGUAUUGUAGGACCGGACAGGGAAGGGUCACCGGUGUACAUAGAUCCUAUGGGCAAUGCAGAUUCCAAAGGUCUUAUGCGUUCUGUUAAAAGCAAAGAUAUAUUGAAAUGGAGGAUGAAAUUUUCGGAAAAACUUUACAGAGAAACUCUCCCCGAAAUGUCUAAGCAGGCUGGCAAACGUAUAGAAGGGAUGGUAUAUAUUGCAGAUCUUGAAAAACUCGGUACAAGACAUUUAUGGAAACCUGCAGUUGAUUUAUGCAUUACUUAUUGUAAACUAGCGGAAUCCAACUAUCCAGAAACCAUGAAAUCUAUUUACAUAGUGCGAUCACCCAAGAUAUUCCCCGUCGUAUACAAAUUACUUAAACCAUUUAUAGAUGAGGAAACAAGAAAGAAAAUUAAAGUUCUAGGAAACAACUUUCAAGACGAAUUACUGAAAAUCAUUCCACCAGAAAGUUUGCCAGUUCAUUGGGGUGGUACUAUGCAAGAUGAAGAUGGAAACAAGAUGUGUCCAAGCAAGGUUUGUUUAGGCGGUGAAGUGCCAAAGUCAUAUUACUCACAGGAAAUGAUAAUACCUGACGAACAGCAACUAAUACAGUCGUCAGUUAAACAUGGCUCACGAAUAGAUAUCCCAUUAGAUGUCAAAUACCCGGGAAGCAUAAUCAGAUGGGUAUUCACAAGCCAGGAUAGUCUACAAUUUGGUAUAUUCUAUAAAGAUAAUGAGGAAAACAAAGAUGUAGAAAUUAUGGCAGUAGAGAAAUACAACUCGCAUCUGGUCUACGAGGACGGAAGCGUUGGCUGUGUUAAAGCUGGAUCAUGUGAGUACUAA